Messenger RNA from Ctenocephalides felis (cat flea), 768 nucleotides. RefSeq lists its product as uncharacterized. Gene Ontology annotation, biological process: regulation of transcription by RNA polymerase II. The coding region runs from base 1 to 768 and encodes 255 amino acids. Gene Ontology annotation, cellular component: nucleus. NCBI's taxonomy places the organism in Eukaryota, Metazoa, Arthropoda, Insecta, Siphonaptera, Pulicidae. The record is from RefSeq and is a predicted model, not a curated record. Gene Ontology annotation, molecular function: sequence-specific double-stranded DNA binding. The transcript has 3 exons.
AUGCAGGUGUGGUUCCAAAAUCGUCGUGCAAAAUGGCGCAAAACAGAAAAAUGUUGGGGCCGGAGUACUAUUAUGGCAGAGUAUGGAUUAUAUGGAGCCAUGGUCAGGCAUUCAUUACCUUUACCAGAAACGAUAUUAAAGAGUGCAAAGGAAAACGAAUCUGUAGCUCCAUGGUUAUUAGGUAUGCACCGAAAAUCAAUCGAAGCAGCAGAACAUCUAAAAGAUGAUCCUGGAUCUGGAGCCCCUGGGGGCGGUGGAAGUGGAGGUGCUGGAAGUGAUCGUGAAGAUAGUGCAUCUGUGAGGACGGACGAUGCAAGUGAUACCAGCGGAGGCUCCGUUCGACAACAGCAAACACAUCCACAAAACCAAACAGAUGACCAUUUUAAAAAUACCAGUGCAAUCCGAACACGGAGAGAUGGUACCCCAAACGAUGCAUCACCGAGAACGAGUCCAGGACCACAUAAUAUGUCUCCUAACAAUAUGAAUCAUAAAAGGAACAAUAAUUUGGUCGUAUCAGAAGACCAACACGGUUUUGGAGGUGUGUCACCGGAUGAUCCAGAAGCGUUCAGGCAUUUUUUCUACAGGAAUAACUCGAUCGCCUGCCUACGAGCCAAAGCGCAAGAACACCAAGCGCGACUGCUCGGAGGCGGACUGCUGCUCCAGGUGCGGUCAUUAGCUGGCAUGCAGGCGGGACUACCCGACGACAAUGCGAAUAGCAUUGCGAAUCCUAACAGAAUGGACAGGCCUGGUGUUGAAACAUUGUUUUAA